Agrilus planipennis (emerald ash borer) is the source of this 3339-nucleotide messenger RNA. RefSeq lists its product as uncharacterized. The record is from RefSeq and is a predicted model, not a curated record. The transcript is spliced from 7 exons. Bases 77 to 3223 code for a protein of 1048 amino acids. NCBI's taxonomy places the organism in Eukaryota, Metazoa, Arthropoda, Insecta, Coleoptera, Buprestidae.
UAACGUCAAAUUUUUUACCUGGUAGAAACAGAACUUCGCUGAGAAAUGGUGAAAGUGGAGUGUAAUUUUUUAAUUCAUGCUCCUGUUAUUUUUCAUUUUCACUUUUUUCUGCCCGUCGUCGAAUAAAAUCCUGGUUAAAGAAGCAAAGGUUUCGCCCAUAACGCAAGGAAACGUAGCCAUGACUUUUUACAUUGUAGUCGAAAACGUAAGUAACUCUACCUAUUCAAUUUCCACAAAAAUGACAAGAUGUUGCGAAGAUAUUUCAAAAAACGAAAAAGACUGCAAACUCAUGAGUCUACUCGGUGGCGAAUCAGGAAAUAUACCCGCUGGUGUCACACGAAAAAUUUUAUUAUUAUAUCCGAACAUGUAUUCACACAACAGAAAGGGACAGUGUACCAUUUCAGUAAAGGCAGUUGACCCAAAAAAUAAAAAAGAAAUUACCGUAAACACAAAAAUUAAUUUUAAUACUUAUCUUCGUCAUCUGAAGUCUAUUAAAGGUUUAAGAAAAUGUAAAAGUAGAGAUUUGGACCCCUAUCAGGAUUGUAAUCCUGUGGACUGUACCAUGAAGUACCUUGGUACCAGAAAUUUUUUCAACAGUAGAAGAAAACGGUGCCAAAUUGUCCCCACUUGUCUAACUAAUCCUGAAAAACAACUCCCUGACGUUGUUUACGUCCCUAGGAGUAAUACCUGCAGAAAUUUGGACAAAUGCGUCGAAGCAAAAGACAUAAAAUAUUUAGACUAUAAAAAAAAUGAUAAUAACAAACCAACAAAAGGUUUUUCUGUGCCUACUAACGUAAGAUGCCAUCAGGGGAUUCUAGAUCCGGACUCAGGGUUUUGCAAGUGCAAACCUGGCUGGACCUCGGUACCUAUGAACAAAGACCUAUUCGAACCUAGCCUGUUCCAGUUCCACAUGUGCAACAUGAGGGUCAGCAGCUGGAAUGACGUCAACAACAAAAAGAUUAAACUCACCCUAAUACUCAUUGCAGUAUUUGGGGUGAUUGUGUCGAUUUUCAUCAUUCUCUUUUCCUUCCUUCUGAGCAUCGUCUACAGAUGUUUGAAUUCGGGUCAAGAACCAAUAACCAUAUUCGGAAACGGAACUGGAAGUACUUCGUGUAGCAAAAGGACCGACGCAACGACAAUAAAAACCCCAAGAACAUCUGCUUCGUCCUGUAUGGAUUCGCGUUCUCCUCAGAGUAGAAAAUCAUUUUGCUCUUGCUCCAAAUCAGUCUGUAGCGCCCAAUCGAGGCAACCAAACCCUCCUGAUACAUGCCAAGAUAAAGAGCAGGAUGCUCUUUCCAAAUCAAGUCCAGACUUGUACGAGAAUAAAAACCCAUGCAACGUAAUUGAGAAGGAAUGUUUACCACGAAAAAAACAGAAACGGAAAUGUUGUGAAGAUAAGCAAAAAGAGAACUGCCCGAGAUCAGAUGAUUUGUCGUUGACGAGCUCUCAAACCAGAGAACAGAAAUGUGAAAAUUAUCUUCCCACUUUGGAGUGUAAUAGCAAAUUGACCUGGUCAAAAUACAAAUGGAUUCUAAGUAAAAAAUCGUGUUCCUCGAGUGCAUGCCCGUCCCAGAAGCCGUGCAAGAAGAAGGCGCCUAAGCCCAAAAGAAAGAAAUGUAAACGUAAAUGUAAGCCCAAGAAGUGUAAGAAGCCGCAAAUUGAAGAGCAAACAGCGAAAGAGAAAUGUGAAACUUUCCUUCGUAAUUUAAAGUCUACUGAUAGCAUACCUUCAUUGGUAGGAUCUUCAUGUUCUUCCUUAUACAGGGAAUCGACAUCGUGCAAGUCAGUGAAAAAGAAGAAGUCUAAAAACGUUUCUUCAAAAAAAAAAGCACAAAAGUGCGAUUGCGCCACUAGUUUCACCAGCGUUAUUUCUAGUGAAGACGACUGUCAAGAUAAGGGGAACACCUCACUUUACAUAAUGAAUGAAAUCCAAAAAGAUCAAACCCCUACAAUCAGUUUGGAAAGUACCAAAAAAUCAAACUCCGAAAAACAACCCUUUCACGUGUUCCAUUCCAAACAAGUACACCGUGUAGAAAACCAAAAUGUCUUAGAAAUAAUUAAUAAAUUAAUUGAAAAUGCAACUCCAAAUCGCAAAACAAACAGGCAUUACUGUUCUGAGCCUCCUUGUUCCAUUUCAAACACCGAUAUUACCUGGGGCUCCUCGUUCGAGUCCAAAAGUGUAACCACCGACGCACAAAAUAAUACAAAAACAAAGGAGAUGUCUAAUGGAAAAACGAGCUCGACUUCUAUAUUUGGAAAACGCCCUAAUUUUCAUUUAAUGGAAAUGAUAGAGCUCCAGUUAACGUCAGAACACGAUGAUGAAGAAACCCACGCCGAUGAAGAAGCCAAACCCAUCGUUGAAGUCGAAUCGUUGAAACCCAUAGUCGAAACCUUAAAUAUAACAAGACCUCAAGAUUUUUCGACGUCUGAUACUUCAAAUUUCACACCCUUAGACGAAUGUAAAGAAAUACACCUAUCUUUCGGUACAGCAGCCGAAUUGACACAAAAGAAACGACGAAAAAUACCUUUUCUACAUCACAAGAAAUAUUCCAAAAUUUCUACCUCUUCGACUUCCUCCAGUCAAAGAUGUAGUCCAAAAAGCAUAAAGUCAAAACGGAGAAAAUCAAAAUCUACAUCGAAAAAUCUCCAAGAAAACAUCCCCCUUUGUUCCCAAAGAAAAGACAAGGUAUUUCAAUUGCUGUCCUCUUCCGAAGACACUGAGAACUCAAAUUUGGAGACAAAAAGUAAAAGACAGACCAAAUUUUAUGGUUUAAAAAACAAAUUUCGCAAAUAUCUUUUUACCAAUGGAAAAGAAAAAAUCCCCGAUCCUGCAAACGCCUCAAGCUGGACUUCAUUCAAAGAAACUGUAUCUUCUACUUCACAUAAUAAAACCCUAAAUGAUAUUAGCAACGUGCCCAACACUUCUCGUGAAGAUACUCCAUCAAAAUUACAAAAUACAGUGGAAGACAAUUCUAAUAAAGAAAGUCCAAUUAGAACACCAAAAACAACGAAUAUUCCAGUUCCUGUUUCAUCUACAUUAGUUAACAAAUCGUCAUCAACGACUUCUCCAAGCUUUUCUCCGAGAUCAUGCAAAAUUCCCGGCCCUAUUUUUAGCAAACGUAGUCCAAAACAGCAAAAAUCUUCUUCCCCGGGACCAUCCAGUCGUUUCUAUGUAGAUCCUGAUUAUACAAAUGCUCAAAACACGAAAGCAGAACCGAAAUAACUAAUUAAAUAAUUUUGCGACAGGCUUAAAAAGAGAUAAGCGCGUAAAAAAAUUAUUUUAUUUAUUAUUUGACUAUAAACCAAUAAUUGUAUGUAUUUUUACUUCUGUAUAUUCUU